Akanthomyces muscarius is the source of this 2628-nucleotide messenger RNA. RefSeq lists its product as uncharacterized. The record is from RefSeq and is a predicted model, not a curated record. Bases 1 to 2628 code for a protein of 875 amino acids. The transcript has 6 exons. Gene Ontology annotation, biological process: protein import into nucleus. Gene Ontology annotation, cellular component: nucleus; cytoplasm. Gene Ontology annotation, molecular function: nuclear import signal receptor activity; small GTPase binding. NCBI's taxonomy places the organism in Eukaryota, Fungi, Ascomycota, Sordariomycetes, Hypocreales, Cordycipitaceae.
AUGUCGAGCGCCGAAAUCAACCAAGUGCUCGCCAACUCGCUGUCGCCUGAUGCGACACUGCGAAGUGCGGCCGAGCAGCAGCUCACUCAAGCUGCCGAGAGCAACUUUCCUCUCUACCUCGCGACCCUCGUCCAGGAACUCGCCAACGAACAGGCACAAGGCUCCAUCCGAGCUGCCGCCGGUAUCGCUCUCAAGAACGCCUUCACAACCAGAGAUUUUGCCCGCCACCAGGAGCUCCAGGCCAAGUGGCUCCAGCAAACAGACGAUGACACCAAGAACCGCGUCAAGGAGCUGACCCUCCAGACCCUCGCCUCCUCCAACGCGCAGGCUGGCAACGCUGCCGCCCAGGUCAUUUCUUCCAUCGCCGCCAUCGAGCUGCCCCGAAACCAAUGGGCCGAGCUUAUGCCCGCUCUCGUCAAGAACAUUAGCGAAGGUGCUGACCACCAAAAACAAGCAUCCCUGACAACCAUCGGUUACAUUUGCGAGAGCCAAGAUCAAGACCUCCGUCUCUCCCUCGGCCAGCACUCCAAUGCCAUCCUCACCGCCGUCGUGCAGGGUGCUCGCAAGGAGGAGACCAACCAAGAAGUCCGACUCGCCGCCAUCACCGCCCUGAGCGACUCCCUCGAAUUCGUUCACAACAACUUCAAGCAUGAAGGCGAGCGAAACUACAUCAUGCAGGUUGUCUGCGAGGCCACCCAGGCCUCCGACGCCCGCAUCCAGCAGGGCGCCUUUGGCUGUCUCAACAGAAUCAUGGCCCUCUACUACGAGAACAUGCGUUUCUACAUGGAAAAGGCUCUCUUCGGUCUCACCAUCCUCGGCAUGAAGUCUGAGGAUGAAGACGUCGCCAAGCUGGCUGUCGAAUUCUGGAGCACCGUCUGCGAAGAGGAGAUUUCCAUCGAGGAUGACAACGCCCAGGUCGAGAGCUCCGAGCAGGCCCGCCCCUUCUACAACUUUGCCCGUGUUGCCGCCCCCGAGGUCAUCCCCGUUCUCCUGCAACUCCUGACCAAGCAAGACGAAGACGCCACCGACGACGAAUACAACGUGUCCAGAGCCGCCUACCAGUGUCUGCAACUCUACUCUCAGGCCGUCGGUGCUACCAUCAUCGCCCCGGUUCUGCAGUUUGUCGAGACCAAUCUCCGUGCUGAAGACUGGCACCACCGUGAUGCUGCCGUUUCGGCCUUUGGUGCCAUUAUGGAGGGACCCGACGAGAAGGUCCUUGACCCCAUCGUCAAGCAGGCCCUGCCUAUCCUCAUCUCAAUGAUGGAGGACCCGUCCCUCCAGGUCCGAGACUCCACCGCCUAUGCUCUAGGCCGUGUUACCGAAGCUUGUUCGGAGGCUAUUGACCCCCAGAACCACCUUCCCACACUCAUCGAGUCUCUGUUCAAGGGUCUCCUCAGCAACGCCAAGAUGGCUCCCUCUUGCUGCUGGGCUCUCAUGAACUUGGCCGAACGUUUCGCCGGCGACUUUGGUGUCUCUGCCAACCCCAUUACUCCUCACUUCAACAACGCCGUCAGCUCGCUUCUCGACCUCACCGCCCGCCAAGAUGCCGACACCGCCGUUCGCAGUGCCGCUUACGAAGUCCUCAACGUUUUUGUCCAGAACUCUGCCACUGAGAGCAUGCAAUCCGUCGCUUCGCUCUCUGACGUCAUCAUUAAGCGCCUGGAGGAGACUGUUCCCCUGCAGCAGCAGGUCGUUAGUGUCGAAGACAAGAUUACUCUGGAGGAAAUGCAAAACAGUCUCUGCACUGUUCUGCAAGCCAUUGUCGCCCGCUUGGAGAGAGAGAUUGCUCCCCUCGGUGACCGCAUCAUGCAGGUUCUUCUUCAGAUCCUCAGCACCGUCGGUGGCAAGUCGAGCGUCCCCGAGGCCGUCUUUGCUGUCAUCAGCGCUCUCUCCACCGCCAUCGAGGAGGACUUUGUCAAGUAUAUGGAGGCCUUUGCUCCCUUCCUUUACAACGCUCUUGGCAACCAAGAAGAGGCUAGUCUCUGCUCCAUGGCUAUUGGCCUGGUCAGCGACAUUACCCGAUCCCUGGGCGAGCAGAGCCAACCGUUCUGCGACAACUUUAUGAACUACCUUCUCAACAACCUGAGAAGCCCAACUCUUGGCAACCAGUUCAAACCCGCUAUUCUCCAGUGCUUUGGCGAUAUUGCUGCUGCCAUUACGGGCCACUUCGAGACCUAUCUCUCCGUGGUUGCUCAGGUUCUCGAGCAGGCCGCCACCGUUACGGCUACUCCUGAGGGUCCCUACGAGAUGUUCGACUAUGUCAUUUCGCUCCGUGAGGGUAUCACAGAUGCCUGGGGCGGCAUCAUUGGUGCCAUGAAGUCCAGCAACAAGACCCAAGCCCUGCAGCAAUAUGUGCCCACCAUCUUCCAGCUCCUCGGUGUGAUUGCUAGUGACUCCACGAAGAGCGAAGGUCUGCUGCGCUCGUGCAUGGGCGUCAUUGGUGAUCUUGCCGAUGCCUACCCCAAUGGCGAGCUGGUCGACGCUUUCCGUCAGAACUGGGUAACCACUAUGAUCAAGGAAACCAAGAGCAACCGCGACUUCUCUCCUCGCACCAUCGAGACUGCUCGCUGGGCUCGUGAGCAAGUCAAGCGCCAGCUUGCCGGUGGUCAGAAUGCCAUGUCCUCUUAG